UCAAACAUCAGCUGUUAACAUUUGUAGUUUUAACUUUUAAGUUUAUUUAUAUUUAUUGUUUAUGUUUUUACUCAACACCAGUGUAAACAUUGCAGUUAUUGAUACUGUUAAUUGUUAACAUUUGUCGAUGUGUAUGUUUGUAAAGAUAAGAUAUUUUUAUUAAGUGUAUUUUUUUAAUACAUAAGGUUAGGUGUAAAGUUCAAAAUACAAAGUUUAAAUAAGUGGUAUUUAAGGUACAAAUUAGCCAUUAAAUUAAUUUCAUCAUUUCACUUGUAAAUACAAAGGUGUAUCAGAAAUAUGGCUUGCUUUCAACAUUGUCAAAGAACAUUACUUCGGCCUGCAUAUCAGUUCAUUUCAAAACUCCAAGUUUGCAAUUCUUCAUCAUCACCCAAUGGAUACAAUUUUGCCUUAAAUGAUACGCAAAAGGAAUUUCAAGAAUUGGCUAGGAAAUUUGCGCGUGAAGAAAUUAUACCUGUUGCUGCAGAUUAUGACAAGACAGGCAAAUAUCCAUGGGAUAUUAUCAAGAAAGCUUGGUCAAUAGGAUUGAUGAACGGUCAUAUUCCUCAGGAUAUUGGUGGGAUGGGAAAUAGCGUAUUUGAUGGAUGUCUGAUAGCUGAAGAGUUAGCAUAUGGGUGUACUGGUGUUAUGACAGCAUUAGAAGCAAGUGGUUUAGGACAAACUCCUGUACUGAUAUCAGGGAAUAAGGAACAGCAACAAAAAUAUCUUGGACGAUUACUUGAAGAACCAUUGGUGGCUGCUUAUUGCGUAACUGAACCAGGAGCAGGAUCUGAUGUUGGCGGCAUUAGGACAAAAGCUGAGAAAAAAGGAGAUGAAUACAUACUUAAUGGACAAAAAAUGUGGAUAACAAAUGGAGGUGUUGCUAAUUGGUAUUUCGUUUUGGCACGUACAAAUCCAGAUCCUAAAUGUCCAGCAGGAAAAGCGUUCACUGGAUUUAUUGUAGAGAGGGAUACACCUGGACUUACUCCUGGAAGAAAGGAACUUAAUAUGGGUCAGAGGGCAUCCGACACUCGAGGCAUAACGUUCGAAGAUGUGAGAGUUCCAAAGGAAAAUGUUCUUCUUGGUGAAGGCGCUGGUUUCAAGAUCGCCAUGGCUACCUUUGACAAAACAAGACCGCCUGUGGCAGCAGGUUCGGUUGGUCUCGCACAGCGUUGCUUGGAUGAAGCUUCAAAAUAUGCUAAUGAAAGAAAAACCUUUGGAGUGCCAAUUUCACAACAUCAAGCUAUAGCUUUUAUUUUAGCCGACAUGGCGAUAGGUGUGGAGACAGCUCGACUUGCUUGGAUGAAAUCGGCUUGGCAAGUUGAUAGAGGUGAACGGAAUAGUUAUGCUGCAUCGAUUGCAAAGUGUUAUGCUGCGGAUGUAGCAAAUAAAUGCGCAACAGACGCGGUACAAGUAUUUGGAGGUAACGGGUUUAACAGUGAAUAUCCUGUGGAGAAGCUUAUGAGAGAUGCGAAGAUUUAUCAGAUCUAUGAAGGCACUGCGCAAAUCCAGAGAAUCAUUAUUUCCAGAAGUGUUAUUGAAAGAUCAAAAGAAAAGUUGUAGAUUUAUGUUUAAUAAUGAGUUUUGUUGUAGUUUUUAAUGAUUUGUUAAAUCCUGUUUGUGGAGAGAUAUUUUUUGAGAUUUCUACUAUGUCUUUGUAGUUACUAUUUUGUGUACACAGUACGAACAAACUAGAAUUUAUUUUUAAGGCCAUAAUGAUAUUAUAAUAAUACAAACACUGGCAGCAUAUAUAUCUUUGUAACAUUUAUUGUGUUUUAUAAAAAUAUAUCUUACUUCUUUUGUACAAAACAGGUGCAUUUUUACGAAAAUGUUAUAUCCCUAGAAACACAGAUUUCAGUCAUUUGUGUAUAUUAAUGUGUUGAUCUUCACCGUACCUACUUAACGUGUUUUACAGUACAAUAAGAAAAAUUACUUGAAUGACAAUCUACAGACAAUAUUUUUUUAUUUAUUUAUUCAGUUAAUGGUAGUUUCACAUCUUUUGUGUAAUAUAUAUGCAAUUACAUUUUAAAUAUAUGAUUAUGUUGUUAAAUUAUAUUACCCAUGUUCACUUUAUUCUGAUAUAUAGUUGGAUUUUUUAUGACUUUGGAUGUAUACAAACGUUGCCCUUUAUUUCCAUCUAAGUUUGAGUAGGUAUGGUCAUUGUUAUGGUAGUGCAGUAUAGUCGCCAUUCACACAAAAUCAUAUAGGUAUCGAUUCCACUGAAAAAAUUCUAUCCAGCUAGAACAUCACUUCAUUCAGUACCUGUUUUGUGCAAGAUUUGAGCUUGAGGAUUUACACACAAGGCAAAUUAAGGCUUUACUGAAUUUUCUUAAAAAGUUAAUAUACUUUCAUAUUGUGA
This is a messenger RNA of Zophobas morio, 2356 nucleotides long. RefSeq names its product medium-chain specific acyl-CoA dehydrogenase, mitochondrial-like. Lineage: Eukaryota; Metazoa; Arthropoda; Insecta; Coleoptera; Tenebrionidae. Bases 298 to 1560 code for a protein of 420 amino acids. The transcript has 8 exons. Gene Ontology annotation, cellular component: mitochondrion; cytoplasm. Gene Ontology annotation, biological process: medium-chain fatty acid catabolic process. The record is from RefSeq and is a predicted model, not a curated record. Gene Ontology annotation, molecular function: flavin adenine dinucleotide binding; medium-chain fatty acyl-CoA dehydrogenase activity.